CGUCGUCACGUCAGUCUGUGUUCUUGAAGUGGUAGAGAAGGUCGUUGUUUUUUAAAAGUUUUUAAACGUUCCAUAAAAAGUGAGAAUUUUAUAUCAAACUCUAGGAGUUUUUUAAAAAGAAAAGAAGACUGAUCUCAAUGUGAGUGACUGUAAAUAAUUUUCAUCGGAAUCUGUAUGAUCGCAGAGAUCACUUCCUGGAUCGGUAGUUGGUAAAUCCAUGGCAGUUCUGUUAGCCUGAGAGAAAAUACAAAUAGAAAGCUCUUUGUAAGCUCUACCAAAGAAAAAAAAGAUCAAAAUCAUGGGCAGGACUGUGACAGUCGCCGUUUGCACCCUUAAUCAAUGGGCUCUGGAUUUUGAGGGAAAUUCUAAGCGAAUUUUGCAGAGCAUCCAAAAUGCAAAAGAAGCUGGCGCUACUUACAGAAGCGGACCAGAACUCGAGAUAUGUGGAUACAGCUGCGAGGAUCAUUUUUACGAAUCGGAUACUCUUCUCCACAGUUGGGAAGUUCUCGCAACACUUUUGAGAUCUUCCGUCUGCGAUGAUAUUUUAGUAGAUGUUGGUAUGCCCGUUAUGCAUAAAAAUGUCACCUACAACUGCAGAGUUGCUUUUUUAAAUAAAAGAAUAUUGCUAAUAAGGCCGAAGAUGCAGCUCUGCGAGGACGGAAAUUACCGAGAGACGAGGUGGUUUUCUCCAUGGAUGAAGGAACGUACAGUCGAAGACUAUUUUUUGCCAAGGAUGAUUUCUCAAAUUACGGGUCAAAGUGUUGUUCCUUUUGGCGAUGCUGUCAUUUCAACACGAGACACUUGCAUAGGUUUCGAAAUUUGCGAGGAACUUUGGAGUCCUUCCAGUAAUCACAUCCCGAUGACACUGGACGGUGUAGAAAUUAUUGCAAACGGAAGUGGAUCUUACUUUGAACUACGAAAAGCCUACGUUACAGUCGACCUCGUGAAAUCUGCUACUUUUAAAUCUGGAGGCUGUUACAUGUUCAGUAAUUUGCGGGGUUGCGACGGUGGUCGACUUUAUUUUAAUGGAGGAUCGAGUAUAACCUUGAACGGGCAAAUUAUUAAUCGGGGAAAGCAGUUCGCUUUGGAAGACGUUGAAGUUACUGUUGCGACAAUUGAUUUGGAAGAUAUCAGAACCUACAGGAAUAAUAUUCGUUCAAGAUCGCAUUGCGCAGCAAAAUCAAAUCCUUAUCCCCGAGUGAAAAUAGACUUUGCCCUCACAUCCGAGAGUCUUCUUUCCGAUCCACCAGAUCAGCCACUUAGCUCAAAUUAUUGCCUCCAGGAUGAUGAAAAUUGUUCUAAUAAAAUUCUGUAUCACACUCCAGAGGAAGAAAUUUCACUCGCCCCGGCUUGUUGGCUCUGGGAUUAUCUCAGACGAUCCGGUCAAGGAGGAUUUUUCCUACCUCUGAGUGGAGGAGUGGAUUCUUCAGCAACAGCCUGUUUGGUUUACUCCAUGUGUGAUUUAAUUGUGGAUGCUGUUAAAAAAGGAGAUGCCCAAGUUCUCUCGGACAUUAGGAAAAUAGUCGGGGAUUUCGAAUAUGUCCCUACGGAUCCAAAGCAACUUUGCAAUACUCUCCUAGUCACUUGCUACAUGGGAACGGAAAAUUCAUCCCCUGAAACGAAAAGCAAAGCUUCUGAACUCGCCACUGAAAUUGGAUCAUAUCAUCACUCAGUCGUCAUCGAUGUCGCCAUCUCUGCAAUUUUGGGAAUCUUCCAGCAGGUUGCUAAACUCACGCCAAAAUUUAAGGCACAUGGUGGAUCGCCAAGGGAGAAUUUAGCCCUCCAAAAUAUCCAGGCUCGACUCCGGAUGGUGAUUGCUUAUCUUUUCGCACAGUUGAUGCUUUGGGUUCGGGGACGACCUGGAGGACUUCUCGUCCUCGGUUGCAGUAAUGUUGAUGAAGCUUUGCGAGGAUAUUUUACAAAAUAUGACUGCAGCAGUGCUGACAUCAAUCCGAUUGGUGGAAUUGCUAAGAAUGAUUUGAAAAGAUUUCUGGAUUACUUUGGGAGGAAAUACAAAAUCAGAACUCUAACUGGAAUUCUUGAAGCUCUUCCAACUGCGGAAUUGGAACCUUUGCAGGAUGGGCAUUACGCGCAGUUGGAUGAAGUUGACAUGGGAAUGACUUACGUUGAGUUGGGAAUUUUUGGGAGACUCAGAAAACAAAAUUGUGCUGGUCCAUUCUCGAUGUUCUGCAAACUUGUACACACUUGGGACAAUUGCACACCUAAAGAGGUGGCAGAUAAAGUGAAGCAUUUCUAUCGAUGCUAUGCAAUAAAUCGUCACAAAAUGACAGUUUUGACGCCUUCUUGCCACGCAGAAACUUACAGUCCUGAUGAUAAUCGAUUCGAUCAUCGGCCUUUUCUUUACAAUCACUCCUGGAAAUGGCAGUUCAAUGCUAUCGAUUAUCAGGUGCAACAAUUAAGCAACGAAGAUAAAUCGCCCAGAAGACGCAAAAGUCCUCCACAAGUGCCUCCGAAAACAAGACAAUUACCAAUGAGCUCUGUGAUUAGUAAUAAGAAACAUCCAGGAGUUAUAGUUUAAUUCACGAAGAUUAUACACAAAAAUAAACACAACAGAUACUUCCGUCUCUAUAUUUUUGAAAAUUUGAUAAUUUUUGAAAAUCUUUCGGGAUCAGAGAUUAAAUUUAGAUUUAAUUAUAAGAUGCUAGUGCUGCGCACUUAAUAAAUGGCUAUGCGCUGUUUGGAAUUUAAUAAAUUUGUCUGCGUUACGCAGGCGUUACGAAAAAA
This is a messenger RNA of Belonocnema kinseyi, 2745 nucleotides long. RefSeq names its product glutamine-dependent NAD(+) synthetase (gene Nadsyn). The record is from RefSeq and is a predicted model, not a curated record. Lineage: Eukaryota; Metazoa; Arthropoda; Insecta; Hymenoptera; Cynipidae. The transcript is spliced from 14 exons. Gene Ontology annotation, molecular function: glutaminase activity; NAD+ synthase (glutamine-hydrolyzing) activity; ATP binding. Gene Ontology annotation, cellular component: cytoplasm. The coding region runs from base 299 to 2539 and encodes 746 amino acids. Gene Ontology annotation, biological process: NAD+ biosynthetic process.